Messenger RNA from Nerophis ophidion (straightnose pipefish), 2680 nucleotides. It is a transcript of the gene blnk, whose product is annotated as B cell linker. The record is from RefSeq and is a predicted model, not a curated record. Lineage: Eukaryota; Metazoa; Chordata; Actinopteri; Syngnathiformes; Syngnathidae. The transcript has 23 exons. Gene Ontology annotation, biological process: cell surface receptor protein tyrosine kinase signaling pathway; intracellular signal transduction. The coding region runs from base 243 to 1559 and encodes 438 amino acids.
GACAGGUCAGUCUAUUACAGUACUUCCACAGUCUCACACUUUAGCUUAGAGCAUCCCCGCCGUGACCGAAAUGAACUUGCCGUUCAGAGAGCAGAGUGAAGGGUGGGACCAGAGCCAAGCGGCCCUAUUUAUGUCCAAGGGUCAAUGUCCUGUUGGAACACCCAACUGCGCCCAAGACUCAAUCUCCGGGCUGCUGAUCUUAGGUUGUCCUGAAGAAUUUGGAGAAGCUGUCAGAUGGCGACAUGAGUAAGUGCAGUCCUCUCCAUCAGCAGCAGCUUCAGAACAUCGUUCAGGACAUUCAGAAAAAUGAUAGCAGUUUCCUGAAAAAUUUUAUAAGACUGAAAAACAAACCAGUUCCAGAAGUGCCUGUGAGGGAUUACUUAGAUGAAGAAGCUGAAAUUACGUCUGAACCUGAUUAUGAUAAUGACAUGUAUGACAAUCCACUGCUAGAGUAUGAUGUCAAAUAUGAGCCACCUCCAAGCCAAAAAUCCAUUACCAGAGGUUCUUCAUCAUCUGUUCUGAUGGGAGACUAUAUUGACAGCUGCCGUAAUGGACCAAAACUAAAACUCAGAAAUGCCUUCAAACAGAAGCGAGAAUUCAGACAACUGACACCUGCACAAACCCUGGCGGACAAUAAUGAAGAGAACUACAUCAGUCCUGAUGGCAAAAACGAUGAUGACAACUAUGUGGAUCCUGCAGACAACCCCCCAGCUUAUUGUAAGAUGUCUGAUGCAAACACGUGCCACUCCAUGGUUCAUGCAACAUUACCAACAUGUCAAAACAGUCCAGAUUUUUAUGAAGUUCCAGAUCAAGAGUCCUCUUUCCAGGAUAGAAUGUUGGUUCUUCCAGUAGACAGAGUAACAAUGAAGACAUCACCCUCUACAGAGCAGCAGGCCACACUUGACACGGAGUAUGAAGUGUGUGAUCAGAACGACAUUGAGCCUGCAAAGCCUUCUUCUUCGUUCCCACCCAAACCUUUGCAAAUAAACAGGUCAGCAAAAGCUCACAUCUGGCUGGGCCUAGAUGUGGAGCGGAGAGACUUGGAGCGUCGAACGCUGCCAAGGAUUAACACAGGCCGCAAACCUCCUCCUACAAAGUCUCUAACUAUGGAUCGCAAACAAUCAAAGAGUCCUCUUCCACACGUUACUCUUCACGGACAAACAGAUUAUGUUGAAAGUGAGCUUUUCUUUGCUUCACUCCAGGACACGGACAUUCAUGCCAAGCCGUGGUUUGCUGGGGAAUGUGACCGCAAGACUGCUGACCAACUGUUGCUACACGCAAAUAAAGAUGGGGCCUUCAUGGUGAGGAUGAGUUCUGGACAAAAUGCACACCAGCCAUACACGUUGGUGGUGUUUUAUAAGAGCCGAGUGUACAACAUUCCAAUUCGCUUCAUACGCACGAGUCAGAAGUAUGCACUGGGCAAUGAGAAAAAAGGAGAAAAGUAUUUCCGCAGUGUUUCUCACAUCAUCCAGACCCACAGGACCAACCUUCUGAUAUUGAUUGACAGCAAAAGUAACAGCAAGGAUGCUACCAGGCUUUGUUUUCCUAUGAGGCCUUAGCGAACACUUCUGGCUCCACUUGAAUGUUCAAUCAGCAGCCACAUGGACAUAGUACUACUUUACAUCAACUUUUAAAAAAUGUGUUGUACCUAAAAUAAAACAAAUAUCCUCUGUAAAUCCACAUCUUUAAUCUUGUUAUCAGGAUUACACAAUUUCAUUAAUCCUGUCAUCUACAAAUAAUGCUCAAACAGAUUGGUUGCAUAACAAUAACAAAUAGGAAGGCACUUUGAGUACAGUACAGUACCACUAGUAGGACUAUGUUCAAUUAGAAAUAUGCUGUCUAAAUUAGAGGAGCAAGAAUAUUUACAGCGAGUUACAGACAGGGAUGGUCCCUGAAUGACACACACAAACACACACAACACACACACACACAUUCCUGCAGUCAAUACAGACAGCCUAUGGCUGAUUUCGGAAAUGUUUUGUCACAGGAGGCCACCAAUCGAGAUUGUCGUCCACAUGGGAUUAAUGCGUGGAGGUACAGGAAAUAGAAAGUCCUUCUUUCAUAGUGCAAGUAAAAUAAACAAAACUAGAUGAUCAUUUUCAAGUUAAAUUAUAGUAAACUCUUUGAAAACCGCCACCUCCAGUCUAUGCCAGAUUUCAUAAAAAAUUAUCUUAUCAUUCACGGUUAUGACAAACCAUCACUAUGUAAAAAAAAUGUAGGAAUAUCCACUGUUAAAUAAAUGCAUGAAAGUAUAUCAGUCACAGAUGAUAUGAGACUCACAUAUUAUUUGGAGUUUACACAAUUUUACAAGAAAUAUUCCAUUGGCCCAAAAAGAAAUUCAAAUAAAUGCAUAGAAAGUAUCUGCAAGAAGCAUAAAUAAAUGUUGAAUAAAACAGCUUAUUGUCAUUUUUGUUUAGUUUUUUUUUUACAACACAAGGUUUUGCUAUAUGUGGUAUAUCUUAUUUCAAAAACAUAAAUAUCUUAGAUACCACAAUGUAUCACCUACCCGUACAUUAACUCAAAUUUUUGUGUAGUUAUUUAUAAACAUGGACAGUGUUUUCUAAAAAGGUGACAGUGUAUUAAAAUAAGCAUUUGCAUAGACAAGAACAAAGGGUACAAAGAACCAACUGAAAUAUCACAUUCUUGUGACUUCACCAACUCAUCAACAAAGACUUUAAAU